AUGUCGGCCGCCAGCACCGAGACCAGCGCCCCGCCGCUGCCCUCCGCCGCCAGCCGCGUGUUCUUCCAGGCUGCGCCCGGCGUGGGCUGCGCCGGCUCGGCCCCGCUUGGUGGCGGCGGCUCCGACGACCCGGUGCAGAAGCGACAGGGCAAAGUGACCGUCAAGUACGACCGCAAGGAGCUGCGGAAGCGGCUGGUGCUCGAGGAGUGGAUCAUCGAGCAGCUCAGCGACCUGUACGACUGCGAGGAGGAAGAGAUGCCUGAGGUGGAGAUAGACAUCGACGACCUUUUGGAGGUGAACAGUGACGAUGAGAGAGCCGUCAAACUGCAGGAGUCAUUAAUAGACUGUUACAAACCAACAGAGGACUUUAUCCGCGAGUUGCUGGGCAGGAUAAGAGGAAUGAGGAAGCUUAGUGCUCCGUCUAAGAAGGGCCUAUAAUUUCAGGGACCACGACAUCACCUCAUCCACACACGGCCCCCCGCCUCCCCCCACCUCCACCCCCACCCACUCACCACCACUACCACAACUACCACGGCGACUUCGGUAACACAUCCGAACAGAAGCCGUAUC
Molecule: messenger RNA, 570 nt
Organism: Syngnathoides biaculeatus (alligator pipefish)
Lineage: Eukaryota; Metazoa; Chordata; Actinopteri; Syngnathiformes; Syngnathidae
Gene: ppp1r14c
Product: protein phosphatase 1, regulatory (inhibitor) subunit 14C
Exons: 4
Coding region: 1-438 (145 amino acids)
Biological process (GO): regulation of phosphorylation
Cellular component (GO): cytoplasm
Molecular function (GO): protein serine/threonine phosphatase inhibitor activity
Source: RefSeq, a predicted model, not a curated record